Aspergillus nomiae NRRL 13137 is the source of this 1191-nucleotide messenger RNA. RefSeq names its product ACL4 family protein. The transcript is spliced from 2 exons. Lineage: Eukaryota; Fungi; Ascomycota; Eurotiomycetes; Eurotiales; Aspergillaceae. The record is from RefSeq and is a predicted model, not a curated record. Gene Ontology annotation, molecular function: protein binding. Bases 1 to 1191 code for a protein of 396 amino acids.
AUGGGUAAACCCAGACCUCACAAAAAGAAAGCAUCCAAAUCCAAGUCCAAGUCCGUUCUCAGCGCUGGCGGCUCGGUCUCGAAACAGAAAAUGAACGAAGAUCCUUCCAAGCUCCUCGAACAAGCGACAACACUCCUCCAGACAGGACAGCCAGAUGUAGCGCUUCCGGUUGCCCAACAGGCGCUCGAACUUGCGCCGGCCAAUUCGCCCGCCCAGCUUUCGGCCUUGAACAUCGUCGCGGAGAUCUACGUUGAACUGGGUGAAAUUGAUGUGGCGAGGCAGCAUUUUAUGCGCGCGGUUGAGCUGGACCCGACUGGCGCAAUUCCUGAAAGCCAGGGAGGUGGCGCUGAGAAGUUCAUGUGGCUUGCUCAAUUGAGCGAGCUUGGAGGCAAGGACAGUGUUCAAUGGUUUGAGAAGGGUGUUUCUUGUCUCAGGCAAGUUAUUCAACAGCUUGAACAGAACCCGGGUCCUGCAGAAGCUAUUGAGUUGGAGGAGAAGAAACGGAAGAUGGCAAAUGCCCUAUGUGCUGUUGCUGAGAUCUACAUGACCGAUCUUUCGUGGGAAGAAGAUGCUGAAGCCCGUUGCGAAACUCUCAUUACAGAGGCUCUUUUGGUCAACUCAAAUGCACCGGAAGUGCUACAGACUCUCGCCUCGAUCCGAAUCUCACAGCUGCGAACGGAUGAGGCUCGCGCGGCACUCACAAAAAGUCUUGAGCUAUGGAAGGACCUACCACCCGAGGACCCGACAGUCCCCGACUUCGCUACAAGGAUAAGUUUGGCUCGUCUAUUGAUGGAGGUCACCAUGGAGCUUGAAGCACUUGAGGUCCUAGAACGUUUGAUCUUAGAAGAUGACCAGAGUGUAGAGGCAUGGUAUCUCGGAGGAUGGUGUCUCUAUCUUCUCGCCGAGAAGAAGGAAGCGCCCAAGGAGGAAGAGCUGGACAGUGAAACUCCCGAGGCAAGACGCCAUGCCUCACUGGUCGCUAGCCGGGAAUGGCUGAAGCAGAGCUUGACCCUCUACGAAUCGAUUCAAUACGAAGAUGUGAGGCUCAAGGAGCAUGCGGAUGAGUUGGUCGAAGCGAUGAACAAAGAAUUAGGGGAAGAUAUGGAGGAUGACGGGGAAGGUGAGGAGGGAGUGGAGGGCUGGGAGGACGAGUUUGAGUCGGACGGCGAUCAGGAGAUGGCCGAUUCAUGA